AGGUUUAUCUUCGGGACUGGUAAUUCUACUUUUAUAAGUGGGUGUAACAACAACAAAUAUUUUUACUGCCAUUUGCUCCGUAACUUUUCUCAAGUUAAACGAUAACCUAUGAUGAAGUACCUACAGUGUUAUUGAGUUGAUCAUCCUCCUUGACUGGUGCAGAUAAGUUAGUUGUCUCCGAUUUGUGUGAUAUCGUACGCGGCUGCGCGAGCGCAAUAAACUGUGAGGAAAUAAUCUUCCAGUAGCAGGAAUCGCGCGAAGCUUGGUAGACGCGAGUGAAGUGAUUAUUUUAUAAGUACAAUUAAAAACAUGGGUCAGUUAAAUUUGGAAGAAGAGGCCGGUAUUAAUAGUGAGCUAGUUUUCUUCGUUAAUGGGAAAAAGGUGGUAGAAUUGAAGCCUGAUCCCGAAUGGACACUGCUGUGGUACUUGAGGAAGAAGCUGCGACUGACAGGCACCAAGCUGGGUUGUGCGGAGGGCGGCUGUGGAGCUUGCACCGUUAUGGUGUCCAAAUACAACCGCCAGGAGAAUAAAAUUGUUCAUUUGGCAGUGAAUGCGUGUUUAGCACCAGUUUGCUCUAUGCACGGCCUCGCAGUCACCACAGUGGAGGGUAUUGGCUCCACUAAGACGAAACUUCAUCCAGUACAAGAACGCAUCGCAAAAGCACACGGUUCUCAGUGCGGUUUCUGCACUCCUGGCAUAGUAAUGUCCAUGUACGCUUUAAUCAGGAGCUGUAAAAACAUCAAAUAUUCCGAUAUGGAAGUCGCGUUUCAAGGCAACUUAUGCCGAUGCACAGGGUACAGAGCGAUCAUAGAAGGUUACAAAACAUUUAUUGAAGAUUGGGAAACCAAAAGGCUAGUAGGGGAUACACAAACUUCUCGUGGAUGUGCCAUGGGCAAAGAAUGUUGUAAAAAUAAGACUAAUCGUGAUGAAAAUAAAAGUGAAACUGAUUACAUAUUUGAUAGAUCGUCUUUUCUACCGUACGACGCCAGUCAAGAGCCAAUAUUUCCACCUGAAUUAAAGCUGUCGGAUGUUUAUGACAGGCAAUAUUUAAUAUAUAAAGGGAAGAAUACCACAUGGCACCGACCAACGGAGUUAAUCACAAUUUUGAAAUUAAAGGAACAGUACCCUGGUGCUAAAAUAGUAGUCGGUAAUACGGAAGUUGGUGUCGAAGUCAAGUUUAAACAUUGUAUGUAUCCAACAAUCAUAAUGCCAAACUUAAUUCCAGAAAUGAAUAAUAUUACAGAAAAUAAUGAUGCUCUCACAGUCGGUGCAGCUGUUACUCUCAUGGAUAUGGAUAACAAAUUUAAAGAAUACAUUGAAAAUCUACCACGUUAUAAAACAAGGACACUAUCAACGAUUGUAGAUAUGUUAAAUUGGUUUGCCGGCAAACAGAUAAGAAAUGUAGCAGCUUUAGGAGGAAACAUUAUGACUGGGAGUCCUAUUUCAGAUUUGAAUCCUAUUUUAAUGUCACUAAGAGUAAAGUUAAACCUUUUGAGCAAGCAGAAUGGUCAUCGAUCUGUUUUAAUGGAUGAAAAAUUCUUUACGGGAUAUAGGCGAAAUGUGGUCAAAUCUGAUGAAGUUUUGCUAUCGAUAGAGAUACCAUUUUCCAAAAAAUAUCAAUAUGUAAAAGCUCUUAAACAGGCAAAGAGGCGAGAAGACGACAUAUCCAUAGUUACUACUGCAAUAAACGUGGAAUUCAAAGAACACUCAAAUGUUAUUAAAAACAUUGAUAUUGCUUAUGGUGGUAUGGCUCCAGUGACACUGGUAGUAACAAACACUUGUAAAUCACUAAUAGGUCAGAAGUGGAACGAUGAUUUGUUCGAAAAAGCUUAUUCAAAUUUGUUACAAGAGCUACCCCUUAAUCCAUCGGCUCCUGGUGGUAAUAUACAGUACAGAAGGGCUCUUACAAUGAGUCUAUUCUUAAAAGCUUAUUUAGCUAUUGCUAAAGAAAUGUGCAGAGAUUAUAUUAGUGAAGAUUUUAUCAAGCCUUACCACAGUAGCGGCGCUGAACAAUUUCAUGGCGGCAUGCCAAAAAGUUCACAAUAUUUUGAAUUAAUAGGAGAUAAGCAGAAGAAAACUGAUAUGGUUGGAAGACCAAUUCAACAUAUGUCAGCUUACAAACAAGCUACGGGUGAAGCAAUAUACUGUGACGAUAUACCAAUAGCUGAAAAUGAAUUGUAUCUCGCGUUCGUACUAAGUACUAAAGCACACGCGAAUUUAAAAUCAGUUGAUCCUCAAGAGGCCUUACAACAACCCGGUGUUGUGGCAUUCUUUUCACAUAAAGAUUUGACACCGGAACAAAACAAAAUUGGCCCAAUCUUUCACGAUGAAGAGCUUUUUAUAAGCAAAAAGGUUUUCAGUCAAGGACAAAUAAUUGCAGCGAUUGUGGGAGUAGAUCAGGCGACAGCUCAAUCUGCCGCAAGAAAAGUAAAAAUUGAAUACGAAGAACUUCAACCUAUCAUAGUCACUAUGGAAGAUGCAAUCAAGCACAAUUCAUUUUACCCACAAUAUCCAAAGACAAUACGAAGAGGCGACGUUAACACUGUUUUUGAAGAUAAAAAUAAUAUUGUUAUCGAAGGGCAGUGCAGAAUGGGCGGACAGGAACAUUUUUAUUUAGAAACUCAUGCUGCCUUUGCAAUCCCGAAAAAGGAAGAUGACGAAUUAGAAAUAUUUUGCUCCUCACAACAUCCUUCUGAAAUAGUGAAACUCACUAGUCAUGUAUUGCAUGUUCCUAUGAACAGAAUAGUGGCUAGAGUAAAGCGAAUGGGUGGCGGGUUCGGAGGUAAAGAGUCAAGAGGCAUACUUACAGCUUUGCCAGUGGCGCUUGCGGCUCACAAACUGCAGAAGCCAGUGCGGUGUAUGCUUGAUCGGGAUGAAGACAUGCAGUUGACCGGUACUAGACAUCCCUUUUUGAUAAAAUAUAAAGUAGCAGCUACAAAAGAAGGAAAAUUAAUGGGUGCUAUUGUGAAUAUUUACAAUAAUGGAGGGUAUUCCAUGGAUUUGUCCGGCGCUGUAGUGGAAAGGGCGAUGUUCCAUUUCGGAAAUGCUUACUACAUACCAAACGUAGAAGUUACGGGUCACGUGUGUAAAACAAAUUUACCUUCAAAUACUGCAUUCCGCGGAUUCGGAGGACCACAGGGUAUGUUUGGUGCCGAGAAUAUGAUGAGACAUGUAGCAUCUGUUCUUGGGAAGAAUCCCGAAGAUUUGAGCAAACUGAACUUAUAUCGCGAGAACUUAGUAACUCAUUAUGGCCAAAUUUUGACCCACUGUACUUUACAAAAAUGCUGGGACGAAUGCGUCGAAAAGAGUAAUCUUGUUGAUAGAAAGAAGAAUAUUGACCUUUUUAAUAGACAACAUCGAUGGCGAAAACGGGGAAUUUCUAUCAUUCCAACCCAAUUUGGUAUAGCAUUUACAGAGAAGAUGUUGAAUCAGGCUGGUGCUUUAGUUAUGAUUUACGUAGAUGGAUCGGUGCUGUUGUCACAUGGAGGUACAGAGAUGGGGCAAGGAUUACACACAAAGAUGCUUCAAGUAGCUUCACGUGUUCUAGGUGUUGAUAUAUCAAAGAUUCAUAUUAGUGAGACUGCUACUGACAAAGUACCAAAUACCUCCGCCACAGCGGCGAGUGCGGGAUCUGAUCUAAAUGGAAUGGCUGUGCUUGAGGCAUGUCAGAAGCUAGUAAAACGACUUCAACCAUAUAAAGAAAAGAAUCCUAAUGGGAAGUGGGAGGAUUGGGUUAUUGCAGCAUACCUCGAUCGAGUCAGUCUAUCUGCUACUGGGUUCCAUGCAACUCCAGAUAUCGGAUACGAUUUCAAAACGAACACCGGCAAGCCUUUCAAUUAUUUCACUUUUGGAGUGGCAUGUUCAGAAGUGGAAAUCGACUGUCUAAGUGGAGAUCAUCAAGUGAUACGGACCGAUAUAGUUAUGGACUUGGGUGAAAGCAUAAAUCCUGCCAUUGAUAUCGGACAGAUAGAAGGCGCUUUUGUGCAGGGAUAUGGCUUGUUUACUAUGGAAGAAUUGAUUUACUCACCAACAGGUACAUUGUACUCGAGGGGUCCAGGUGCGUACAAAAUACCAGGAUUCGGCGACAUUCCUCAGGAAUUCAACGUUUCCUUACUGAAGGGAGCUCCGAAUCCAAGAGCUGUGUAUUCAUCAAAGGCUGUGGGUGAACCUCCGUUAUUCUUGGCGAGCACCGUGUUCUUCGCAAUCAAAGACGCUAUAAGGGCUGCUAGAGCGGAUGCAGGUGUUCCGCUAUACUUCGACCUCGAAUCACCAGCCACGUCGGCGCGAAUUCGUAUGGCGUGCGAGGAUCACAUCACUAAGAAGCUUGACAAGCCGAACCCGAACAGCUUUACGCCGUGGAAUAUUGUACCAUAAUACGAUACAUAUAUAUUUAGUGAUUACAGUAUACGUAAAUAUAACUAAUUGAAUAUCUGUAAGAAUAUAUCUUUAUAUCAUCUACGUAAAAACAGUAGUAGUGUAGUGUUGUGAAUACGUUAAUUAUUAUAAGUAGAACAAAAAAUUAAUAAUUAUAUAGAAAAAUAUAGUUUUUAUUGAGACUCACAAUCAAGCCCCAUCGUUUGUAUAAGUAUAGAUGUAAAGGUCAACGGGCAAAGUUGGUAUUUUUUUGUUUUAUACACUGACAAUGAACACUAAAAAGAAUCAAAUAAUUAUUAAAGGUAGAUCGCUUAACUGAGUCCUCGCCUGCGGGGUGAAGGGUGUGGGGGACAGCGUUGCCAGACGUCCCGAUUUUUAAAUCAAAAUUUAAUGUCCCGGGACAGCCUCAAUCUCGCUUUUCGGGAAUAACUGGACCGUGUGAGCAGCGCACUGAAAAAGCGCGCGCGGGUGGCACCGACAAGUGUGAACUGACCGCGCGACCGACCGGCGCGUAAUGAAGAUAAAUAUUGAGUAACUUUUGAUUAUUUACGUUUUUUUACUAUGUCCCGCUUUCGACGAAAGAAUCCCGCUUUUUUCACUCAAAAAGUUCCUAAAUCCCGACUUGGCUAAAAAAUUCUGGCAAUGGGGGACGACGAGAAUGGGGUCCGUGAGAAGUGCGGGCGCGGGCGCUUGUAUUUUUGACAAGAAUAUGCCUGCCGCCACACCCUUUACCCCGCAGAUGUGGGCUGAGUUAAGUGGUCUACCUAUAGUUUGCAAGGUGAGUGAAGUUAUAAUAUGCGUCAUCAAUAGUACUACUUUAUAAAUCAAAGUCCGGUCGAAUUUAUUUAAAGAUGAAAUGCUUUAAAAUAAUUUUCUUAUAACUUAGUAGCUAUUCGUGCGUUUGAGAUGUGACAAUGCGGUCAAACUGUUGCCCCCUUAUUAAUAAACGAGGAAUAAGCUUAGGCUAGUUACAACGUGUUUGUUCAUGUCACUCAAGUGCCAUUUGCAAUUCAAUGAACAGAGACAAAACAUAGAGUUACUAAUCUAAUCUUAUUCGUCGUUUAGUUAUUUAAGGGGGUUGGAGUUUGGUAGAAUAUAAAAAAGUAAUGAACUCAAUAUUUUUGAAAAUAUAAAUAAAUAAAUAGAAAUAUUUCAUACUGAAUUAAUUUUAAUAUUAAAGAUAAAUGUAAAAUUUCAUUUAAUAAAUAAUGAAAUCUUAAUAUUAAUCUGCAUUAGCUAGUUUUAUAAAAACUAAUUUUGAUAUAAAGAAAAGGCAGAAAAUGUAUAGAUAAAAUUAUUUAUUUAUUUUAAAAUCAUAUCUAAUAUAAUACAAUUGAGUGACUAAUAAACAACAAUGGUCAAUAAAUUAAACAUUGCAAUAAAUGUAGUGUAUAAACAGCUGGUUUUGCAUAUCUUAGGAUGGCAAUUUAAAAGGAUAUUUUUAUGAAUAACAAACAUCUGAUUCAGCCAUUGUAAUCAAAUGCACAACAUCAUUAAUUGCGAUUAUCAUAGCUUAGUGAUCUUCACUUUACUUUAUCCCUCGUUUUUAUUCCUUAACAUAGUAGUUACUCAUCUAUUAUAAAACAAUUACAAAGAUUUAAUGUGCCUUAUGAAAUAGUUUGACGAGGUGAUUUCCACGGAUCUAGCUUGUAACCCAGAACUUUUAAUGUCAUUAUAUUAUUAUGCAUGUCAGCGGAUAGCAUACAGAAAAUCAUUUGGCAUUUACUUAUUUAGCAAACAUUCAAACGCAUAAUUAAGGAAGCCAGAAUCAUCUUUUGGCAUAAACUAAAUAUCCACAAUAAUUAAAAAGCAGAAUUAUCAUAUCGCAGAAAGUUCACAGUAUUCUUCUGGCACACAAAAAUUUAACUUUUCUUAUUAAUCAUCAUCUAUUGUCUAUGGGGACUAGCGCAUUGCUGGCCGCUGCACGCUCGCUUUGCUAAGAUUAGGUCCAACACUAACCUAACCUAACCCACUGACCACAAAUACCGAUCAUGCUUAGCGAAAUUAUGCAGAAUAAAAUUUUGCCAAAGGUAAUGCUUAUUAAAAUUCUUCCAUCUCAAAAGUAUGCUAUUGUGAAUUCAGCCAUAUAAACAUUCGGCCUAUUAAUAUUAUACUUAAUAAAAAACAUGCCUUACAAAUAUUCGUUUAACGAAGAUUAUACCAAAUAAAUUUCGGAACAACAAGAUUCAGCCAGAUAGAGGGAACCCGAUUUGCACAGAUGAAAACCAACUUAGAAAUGGAAGAAUCCGACUGGUGUUGUAAUACAAAACCUUAUAUCUUAAAUUUAUUCAAUCUUAUAUAAAUAAGUUUUAAUUUAUUUUCGUUUUCCAUACCCAAUCCAUAGCACCCAAGAGUUAUUUCUCUCAUACAGUGAACUCUGUUUCGUCACGUAUUACAAUAUAUGUAUAUAUUUUUUAUUAAAUAUUUACUUUUUAUCGGCAGAUCUAUUUGUAAAUAUACAUAUUAUAUGCAACUUGCUACAACCAAGUUGCGAUCGAGUUUCUACCGAAUAUAGUCGUUCACAAUGACGCUAAAAUUCUUUAUAACGUAAAGAAGACCAGUCUCUGUAGCAUGAGCACCACAAUAUACACUUUAACACGUUUUUUAUCGUGUCUUACUGUCAAACUCCAUAGUAAUUUGGCAAUUAAGAGAGGAGGAGAGAGGGCCCGACACCUUCGUUUAAUGGUUUUGAAUAACAAUAAAGUUUGUGAUUUAAUACAAAAUACAUACACGAAGCCUGAAAAUAUAAUAUUUUACUACACUCCUUUUUCGAAGUCGUGCAAAAACCAUACUAGCUACUCAGGCGCGUUGAUAUAUCCGUAAUAGAUCUGCCGAUAUAGAAAACUACGCUUUGAUUAUCAUUUAUAGAUUGAUAGUGUAUAGCGAUAAAGCAUGUAAAUCGAAUGAAGUUGUUGGGCGGUGAAGGUUAAGUGAGAAAACAGCAAAGGCAGUAUGCAAACUCUUUGAGCAGUGAUAGAGUCAAAGAAUAUUAUGCUACUUUUUUAUUACUUAAAUUUAAAAACAUUAUAGCCAAAAAUAGUGGAAGACCAAUUAAUAAAUAAAUAGGAAAAUAUUUAUGUAGAAUAAUAAGUCAACAAGUAUGUGUACGUAAGAAAUAAAUAAAUAAAGUAAUAUAAUGAUCAUACAUAUGAAAUCAAAGAUAGAAAAGUUGAUGAUGUUGAUGAUAGAUUAAUAUGAAUUUUGGUAAUUAAUAAAUAAAUGCAUUCCGUGAGACGGUAUUCGUAUUCUUCUUAAACCACAACUAUAUAUCUAGUUUUACAAAUAGGAUUACAAAAUGUCGUACUCAUUAGACUUCAACAGUAUAUUAUGAUAGAUUACCACAUCUUAAAGUUUAUAACUAAAAGAAAAUAAAAUAAAUAAUUUAAUAUCAUUUACGAUUCGUCCAUACUGAGGCUUUGUUUGUUAAUUAUAAAACAUUUUCAUGAGAUUAUUUUUUAAAACUUGUUUUCGAUACCAAAAAGCUAUGCUCAAUAUGAUCUUUUAAAAAAAAAAGAAAAAAGGAUAAUAAGGAUUUUUGUAAAGGAUCUUCAAUAUACAUGUCAAACAAUUUCAAUCAUUAGGAUUCGAUACUAAUGGUAGAAAGGAACUCUUUAAAAAGCAAAUGACACAUCCCAAAUUGAUUUAUAUCUAACUCAUCAAAAGAGUCUCAGCAACAUAAACGUUUUUGAACUUUUGACCGAUGUUUAAUAUUUUUAAUACUUAAUUUUUAUUAAUAAUAACCAAUUUGAUUAAACCAACUUGCAGUUUGCGUAAAUGAUGCAUGUUGCUAAAGCUUUUUUGAUGUGUGUAGUAUAGGUGCGAAAAUUCUGUAUGAGUAAACAAAACCAAGUGUUCCCCAGCGGUUACGAGCCAUAAUUUUAUGAAUAAAAUAAGUAAAUAUACGUAAGGACUAAGAACUAUAAAAUCACAACAUAAAAUAAAAAUCAUAUAAAAGUUAGGUAUGGCAAGACUGAUUAAGUAUCAAUAAAAAUUAUAAAACCAUAACAUGUCUGCUUAUCUGUGGGGUGAUUGGCUCAAAGUAUGUCAAAAAUAUGACGUUUGGCGGUGAACAUUUUCGUUAAAUCGGGUCCCCAGAAAAAGAUUUUUGUAAACAUUAAACCAAAACACAUACGCGAAACUUUGUUUCUGAAUUAUGUUAAUCUACACACGCCGUCUACUGCUCGCGUGGCCGUGGCUGUAGUACUCAAAAUACACAGUGCUCGUGUGACAAAAGUUUCAUACAUUUUAUGUCAGAAUUGAAACUUUAAGUUACACUCGAAGCGUAGGAACGAACGUUUGGAACGUAGUUCCCGCUAUAGAAUUGUCAAAAUAAUGGCCGAUGAAAGAAAACCGUGCCCCUCGACCCGCGUCGAGGUGAUUUGUGCACGUGUUUUCCACCAGGCUCGGAAAGCAAAAAUAUUGAUGCAUACAAAUAUGUGUAGUGAAACAAAGUUUUGUGUAGACGGUUUUGUUGAAUGUUGAUUUGUUUUUCUUGAUUUUGUAGGGCAUAAUACGCGCUGGGAACCCUGCUAAACUCAUUAAUUUUGUACUACUAUCAAAACAAACGCUGUCAAUUUAGAGGUUGAAUAUUUGAUUCAAAACAAAAUCUACGGUUUUCACGUUAGUUAUCUAUUUUUAUGCCUAAGAUCUUCUAUUGUAUCUAUGUAAAUUAUACAAACGCAGAUUUGAUCAGCUAAAUUAAAAUAUGGCUUUUAUAUAAGAAACUGUUUUUAAAUCUCAAGAGUGCUUUGUAUGUGUUAUGGUUUCUCAGUUUGUGAAUAUGUAUGUAGAAACCCCUUCUGUCCUAGUCGUAGAUACUUACAAGAUACCGUUUAAUUUAAAACGCGUAAUUAAAGGUUGCAUUGGCAUGGCAACCAUGCUAGACGCACAAUAUAGUCGUUUUUGGCUUAAAUUAAUUGUUCAUAACGCGCUUUAUUACUUAAAUUAUAUCAAAAAGCGCUGUCUUUUAGUGUGUAGAUUUUCUCCUUCAGAGAUAACACAGGAUAUAUAAGUUCCAUUGCCAUCCUUCACUCUGUGUGAUCGGGCUCAAUGUAAAAAUAGAUAACAUGCUUAGUUUAUUAUAUUUUUUUGGUUUAUUUAUGGCUAUGCAUGCAGCCUCUGACGGUUUAGAGAUAUCGCACUAUGACGCCAUAUUUUUUUACUCUAAAUGAUAGUAAGCGGCCAUUUUGGAUUUUGGUUUAGUAACGCUACCACGAAACCAUUUUUCUUACUAUGUGGACCGCGCUAGAGCAUCCUCGCUAAAGAAAACUAUUUCAUUUCAGUCUUGUAAUCAAUAUGAGUUCAAAUCUGAUGUGCCCUAGGUAUUUCUAUUUUCAUAUUACAGUACAUUGUUAUCUCAAAUUUACAUUGAUUCAGAGUAUACCAGCUGUCGAUUUAGCUUACCACAUACCCAGUUUCGAUAUUUAAUCUUGACAGACAUUAUAGUUAACCAAUUCGUUACAUUCCACCGACACUUAUCGUUUUGGCCUCAAAUUUCUUAAUCGUAAUAUUAACAUAACAAACCUAUUGAAAAUUAAUUUCAUUUAUCCGAUUCUGAUGAGCAUCCCGACCCUGAACUCGGACCUGAAAAUAAUUAUGAGAAAAAUAAAGAUAUUAAAUAAAUUCCUCACAUCGUUGGUGCUUUUACUUGCCUAUUUUUCUUUAUGUUUUGAGUUAUUUGAGGAGCUUGAUGGCGCGGGUGGUUAGCGCGUUCGGCUGCGAUCAUUGAAGUUAAGCAACUUUCGCAGUGGUCGGUCAUUGGAUGGGUGACCAUAAAUCUUCUAUCUCGAGUUCCUCCGUGCUUCGGAAGGCAUGUUAAGCCGUUGGUCCCAGCUGCAGCUACAGUCGUUAGCGCCCGCCAACCGCACUGGGCUCGCGUGGUGGGUCAUGGCCCAAUCUCCCUAUUCCAUCCAUAGGAAAGGCCUGUGCCCCAGCAGUGGGGACAUUAAUAGGCUGAUGAUGAAUGAUGAUGAUUAAGUUAAGAAAGCUAUACGUAGAACUAUAGUUAUUGUAUGCAAUAGGGUAUUUGACAAGUUUUUGAAAACGAUUAUAGGUUAUUUCAAGUGUUAAUGGACCCCAUAAAAGUGAAUAUUUAGCAUUCUGUUGUGUAUUUCCAUAAAACGGCUUUGAUUAAAACUUCAAACAGUACAAUGUAAUGUCACUUUUAUCAGCAAGUUUACGUGUGUGUGUAAUUUGUGUUAUUUGAGGCUUCUCUAAUAGAAGGCAGUGUUUUUUUGUCAGAAUCUUCUCAGACAUUGUGCUAUAUUUUCAAUAUAAAAAUUGACUUCACGUUUGUUUCAAAAGGAAAAUGUUCCGUUUUACAAAAAUAAAUGAACGAAUAUAUUAUAUAAUAUAUUUUGAAUAUUGUCGAAUAGCCUAUUGUUUUCAAUGCAUGAAUUAUGUCUAUUUUGUUUCAAAGUAAAUGUAACUAAUUAGAAAUGAUAUGAAAGCAUUACUGAUUAACAAAACAUGGUUCCAAACUCAUACACUAAACUUCUAUAUUAACGCGACACGCACACAGACAAACAAAAUAAUUUAUUAAUACAAAUUGCAAAUUAAUUCAGCUAUUCAUUCAUUGGGUAAGAUAAUGUGAAACCGAAAUCGCAGCCAAUACCAUGAUCGCCGUGUUCAUCGUAUUUUUUUCGCUCCGCCUAUUUGAUCGCAGUUUGCUUGGAAUCACUUUUGAGAGUAUUCCAUAUCAUUUUAGAACUAAGUCAGACAAAACGUUUGUAAUUAGCAGGACUAAGUUUGCUGCAAAUAGUUUCAUAUCUAGAGCAUGUCAAAGAUAUAAUAAAUACUUCAUAUAUUUUGCCUUUCUUACAAUCAAUUUAGAAAUGAAUGGUAUAAGGUCCGUUUUACCCUAACACUCAGUAACUAUUUUCUUACCAUAAAUUUUAAUUAUCAUGAUCUUUAUUGUAUUCACAUAACUCUAAAUACUCUAACUUUAAGUCAAUUAUGUAGGUGUAUGAAUGUUUCAGUCUGUGGAAACUUAACUGGUUUAUGGAAAAGUAAUAAGUGUUACUUAAUUGAAUUGUGUAAAACUGUAUGUUUCCCAAAUGAAAAUAAAUAAAUAAAUUUCUAAUCUAAUUCGUUGAGCAAAUGAGUAUUACCUGAGUGUCUUGAGUACCGACGACGUCGUCGUGGUUCCCUCGAGGGGCUGUCCGAGUUAUAUUCAGUCUCCGUGUCCAUGGGCGGGCCGUUUCUGGUCCGCGAACUACGGCCUUCUUCGUACCUGAUAUAAAAAAAUAUGUAUGAAAAAACCGGCCAAGUCUGAGAUGGCGGACUCUCGCACAAAGGGUUCCGUAGCAUUAACUACAACAUUAGAUACUAUAUUAUAAAAUCGAGCAAAAAAACGACAAUAAAACAAUGUUGCAUGGGAGCCUCGGAUAAAUAUUAAUUUUAUUGUAAUUUCAUAAUUAUUAUUCUUUAAAUUGGAUAUACAAUUAAAUAUUCUGUGAUCUUUCAAGCGUCUUCUUGUUGCAGUUAUUAAUAUAGAGCAAAAACGACCCAAUAAAAAAACAAUUUGUUGUAUGGGAGCACUCCUUAAAUAUUUAUGUUAUUCUUUUUUUAGUAUUUGUUGUUAUAGCGGCAACAGAAAUUCGUCAUCUGUGAACAUUUGAACUGUUUUGCUAUCAAGGUUCAUAAGAUAUAGCCUGGCGAAAGACAAACAGAUAGAUGAACAGACAAACAGACCGAUGGACAGACAAACAGUCAGUGGUGUCUUAGUAGUAGGAUCCUGUUUUUACCCUUUGGACACGGAACCUUAAAAAGGAUCUUUAUCGAUUGAUAGUUAAACGACCUUUGUACUGAAGAGGUAUGCAGGUGAGUACUUUGAGGACCUGGGUUUUAAUUUCGGUAGGGGCAAAUGUUGUGAUGAAUACGAGCUUUUCUGUGAGUCAUGCAUGUUUAUAUAUUAUGUAUCUCGACUUCAUAACAGAAGACUUAUUGGUGCACUUUCGGGCUAGGCUAAUUGGAAUGAGUGUAAGAAACAUUAAUUUAUAGAGGACCUUGAUGGCGCAGUGAUUAGCAAGUUCAACUUGCGGUCGUGGAAGUCAAGCAACUCUUCCAAUGGUUAUUUAUGGGAUAGAUAAACACGGGCACGUUUAGCCGUUGGCCCCAGCAGCUACAUCUGCUCGUUAUCAUUCACCUAUUCGUAUUAAUUAGGCCUGCAUUAAGGGGCAUGACCCGUCUCCCCAUUCUACCCAAAGGGAAGGCAAAUCUAGUACUUCAGUGAAACAAUGAGUUGUCUGGAAUGACGGGCACCAGGUGGCAGCACUGAGACGAAAGGUCUACUCAUCCGUUAAAUCACUUAUGUCUGCAUAGUCUACGGUGUCUCCCAGAUAAUAGGUUUAUGUAUUGACUAGCGGCCCGCCCUCGCUUCGCUUCGGUGUAGAGCUGAAGUGUAGGCUACAGUUUUUGUUCUCAGGCUUGUAUUAUAUACAAUGACAUUCAUUUAUGAUUCUUCUUAUACCUGCAUGCAGUCUCAGCCCGAUCGGUUUAAAAUUGACAAAGUUUCAUACAAACUUUUACUCCCUAUUUUAUCCACUUGGGGGUAGAAUGGAUCAAAAUCCUUUCUUAGCGGAUGCCUAUGCCAUAACAUCUACCUGCAUGCCAAAUUUCAGCCUGAUCCGUCCAGUGGUUUGGGCUGUGCGUUGAUAGAUCACUAUGUCAGACAGUCACCUUUGAGUUUUAUAUACACACAUCAAAAGUGUCUAGGGAUCAAGCAUUUUUAUGCGGAUUUCUUGAGAUUGAGAUGUGGCUUUGUAAUAAAUUUAUGAUUUUAUAAAUUUAUAUGGAUCCUUUUUGGUGCAUUUCAUAAUUUGAAUCAGGAACUGUGAAUCAAAUUCGAGUAAAAGAUGAAAAUCAGCUGUCAAUAUUUUCCCUAUAAAAACAUACAACGCAUUGAAGACAUUAUUAGUGCUACUGUUUCCCUACUACUGAUUAAAACCAACGUUAUUAUGGAGCGGCGACGUCAUUUAAGCAG
Molecule: messenger RNA, 13357 nt
Organism: Chilo suppressalis (striped riceborer)
Lineage: Eukaryota; Metazoa; Arthropoda; Insecta; Lepidoptera; Crambidae
Source: the annotation of a GenBank genome assembly